Messenger RNA from Grammomys surdaster, 2921 nucleotides. RefSeq names its product calcium-activated chloride channel regulator 4A. Bases 26 to 2797 code for a protein of 923 amino acids. Gene Ontology annotation, biological process: chloride transport. Gene Ontology annotation, molecular function: intracellularly calcium-gated chloride channel activity. The transcript has 14 exons. Lineage: Eukaryota; Metazoa; Chordata; Mammalia; Rodentia; Muridae. The record is from RefSeq and is a predicted model, not a curated record.
AAGGCCUCUGGGCGACCAGGCCGGAAUGAUGGGGUUCUCCAGGAGGGUUGUUUUCCUCCUGCUCCUGUACCUGCUUCAAGGGUCAGACACUUCCUUGGUAAGGCUGAAUGAGAAUGGUUAUGAAGACAUCAUUAUUGCUAUUGAUCCUGCUGUGCCGGAAGAUGUAACCAUAAUUGAACACAUAAAGGAAAUGGUGACUAAAGCAUCCACAUACCUUUUUGAAGCUACAGAAAAAAGAUUUUUCUUCAAAAAUGUAUCUAUAUUAAUUCCUGAGAGCUGGUCAAACAAACCCGAGUACAGGAGGCCAAAACAGGAGAGUUACAAGCAUGCCGAUGUUAAAAUUGCACCUCCCACCCUCAAGGGCAGAGAUGAGCCCUACACCCGGCAGUUCACAGAGUGUGAAAAGAAAGCAGAAUACAUCCACUUCACCCCUGACUUUGUACUGGGGAGAAAACAAAAUGAAUAUGGAGAUUCAGGAAAACUGUUGGUCCAUGAAUGGGCCCACCUUCGCUGGGGAGUAUUUGAUGAGUACAACGAAGACCAGCCAUUCUACAGCGCUUCGUCAAAGAAAAUUGAAGCAACAAGGUGCUCCACAAGUAUCACAGGUGUGAAUAGAGUCCACACAUGCCAAGGGGGCAGCUGUAUAACCAGAAGGUGCAGAACUAAUUCCACCACAAAGUUAUAUGAAAAGGAUUGUCAAUUCUUCCCUGAUAAAGUUCAAUCAGAAAAGUCAUCUAUAAUGUUCAUGCAGAGUAUUGAUUCUGUGACUGCAUUCUGUAAAAAAGAAAACCAUAAUCGAGAUGCUCCAACUCUACAUAAUAUGAAGUGCAAAUACAGAAGCACGUGGGAAGUAAUCAGCAAUUCUGAGGAUUUUAAAAACAGCACGCCCAUGGAGAUGUCACCUUCUCCAACCUUCUUCUCUCUGCUGAGGAUCGGUGAAAGAAUUUUGUGCCUGGUGCUUGAUGUGUCCGGGAGUAUGACUAGUUAUAAUCGCCUAAAUCGAAUGAACCAAGGAGCAAAAUACUUUCUAAGCCAGAUAAUUGAAAACAGGGCCCGGGUAGGGAUGGUACACUUUAGUAGCCAGGCCACUAUUAAGAGUGAGCUGAUCCAAAUAAACAGUGACAUCGAGAGAAACAAGCUCUUGAAAACCUUACCUACAGGUGCCAGUGGAGGGACGUCCAUCUGCUCUGGAAUUGAGGCUGCAUUUCAGGUAUUUAAUCAUGGAGGAUACCAAACAGAUGGGACUGAGAUCUUGCUGUUGAGUGAUGGGGAGGACAGCACAGCCAAAAACUGUAUUGACAAGGUGAAAGACAGCGGGGCUGUAGUUCAUUUCAUUGCCUUGGGACCAUCAGCUGAUUUAGCUGUAACAAACAUGCCAAUUUUAACAGGUGGAAAGCAUCUGUAUGCCUCGGAUGAAGCCCAGAACAAUGGACUCAUUGAUGCUUUCGGGGCCCUGGCUUCAGAAAAUGCAGAUAUCACCCAGAAGUCACUUCAGCUUGAAAGUAAUGGUGCCAUACUCAACAAUAGUCUCUGGCUGAAUGGCACUGUAGUAAUUGACAGCACCUUGGGAAAGGACACAUUCUUUCUUGUCACCUGGAGUCAAAAAGUUCCUGCCAUUUAUCUCAGGGAUCCCAAAGGAACACAAAUCACAAAUUUCACAAUGGACACAGCUUCUAAAAUGGCCUAUCUCAGUAUCCCAGGAACAGCUCAGGUGGGCGUUUGGACUUACAACCUGGAAUCCAAAGAAAACUCAGAGAUAGUAACGAUUACAGUAACUUCUCGGGCAGCAAAUUCUUCUGUGCCACCCAUCAUUGUAAAUUCGAAAGUAAAUACAGACACUAACAGUUUCCCCAGCCCAAUGAUUGUGUAUGCAGAAGUCCUACAAGGGUACACUCCCAUCAUUGGAGCCCGAGUGACAGCUACCAUAGAAUCAAACAAUGGAAAUACAGAAGAGCUACUCCUGCUGGACAACGGUGCAGGGGCUGAUGCUUUCAAGGAUGAUGGUGUCUACUCCAGGUACUUCACAGCUUAUUCUACAAAUGGCAGAUACAGUUUAAAAGUCCGUGCAGAUGGAGGAACAAACUCUGCCAGGAGAAGUUUACGCCAUCCGUCAAGCAGAGCAGCGUACAUACCAGGCUGGGUAGUGGAUGGAGAAAUUCAAGGGAACCCACCCAGACCCGAAACGACUGAGGCUACUCAGCCAGUUCUGGAGAAUUUCAGCAGGACAGCAUCUGGAGGUGCCUUUGUGAUGUCCAAUGUUCCAAGUGGUUCAUUGCCUGAUCUGUACCCACCAAGUCAAAUCACAGACCUCCAGGCUACACUUGAUGGGGAAAACAUCCAUCUGACAUGGACGGCACCAGGAGAUGAUUUUGAUGUAGGAAAAGCUCAACAGUAUAUCAUAAGAACAAGCGAAAAUAUCAUUGACCUCAGAGACAAUUUUGAUAAUUCUCUUCGGGUUGAUACAACUAACCUGACACCACAAGAAGCCAACUCCAAGGAAACCUUUGCCUUUAAACCAGAAAACAUCGCAGAAGAAAAUGCAACCUACAUAUUCAUUGCCAUUGAAAGUGUCGACAAAAGCAAUCUCCACUCAGGACCGUCCAACAUCGCACAAGUAGCACUAUUCACGCCUCAGGCAGAGCCUAUCCCUGAUGAACGUCCACGUUCUGGAGUUAGUGUUUCUACUAUUGUGCUGUCUGUGGUGGGCUCUGUUGUACUAGUUUGUAUUAUUGUAAGUACCACUGUUUGUAUCUUAAAGAAAAAACGGCCCUCAUCAGGAGCUGCAACAACAUUUUGAAAAGCAACAUGAAUAAAAAGAUAUUUCUGAGUUUUUAAAGUAUAUCCCUUGUGAUCAUGAACUCACAAAUAAUUUCAAGGGGGUCUAAAAGAAUUCUUUACGCACACUCAUUCAGUGAAAAACU